Messenger RNA from Lymnaea stagnalis (great pond snail), 5964 nucleotides. The record is from the annotation of a GenBank genome assembly. Lineage: Eukaryota; Metazoa; Mollusca; Gastropoda; Lymnaeidae.
GCCUAGCUUGGAUCAGAAGGACGCGGUCUGCAGGGAGUGGGCAUCUAGAGUUCUUCUCAGCAGCAACUCGCCCUCGGAAACCGAGGAGGAUCUCGGGGACGACAGUGCAGACGGAACGCGGCUGCAACCGGACGACUCGUUUGACAAGGGAGGUGUAAGGCCGGACUACCCGCUCUGCUGCGUGAACGACGGGGGCUGCGCAGGGGUGGGCUACACCACUACGAAUGUUGAGUUCACCAAAGAUGGACUCCGAGAACUGGAGUUGAUGAUGGUGGAGGUUCGUGGUCGUCUUUGUCUACUUUGCCUUCACUCGCUGGUUUUCUGUCUAUUUUAGUGUAGAUGCAACUAGAGUUAUAAAAGUAUGUGUGCGUUUAAAAUCAUGAAGGGCUUCCUUGUUCUCCAAUGAUGUUAUGGCAGUCUCAAAUAGCAUACAAAAAUGUAUCGCAUUACCUAUUUAGUCUUUGUCUUAAUUUCUUCCACACUGUAUACUGAAUAGGUUUUCAUAUCUCCUUAUCUUCCUCAGUUUUUUACAUUCUUCCUCAAUACAGAUGUCCAAAUUAUCAAAUUCAUUUACAAAAAUCUCCUUUGUUUGAUAAUAUGCCCCCCCCCCCCUCCCUUUUUUUUUCUUCUCUUUGUUAUUAACAGGUAUAUGGCAGUUUUAGUAGUUAUAUCAAUUGUAUGGCAGUCUUAACGGUUUUAUAUAUANAUAUAUAUAUAUAUAUAUAUAUAUAUAUAUAUAUAUAUAUAUAUGUCUUUUUUGUGCUGGUACGCACCGGUACGGCGUACCGGCACCUUUUUCAAUGUGGGGAAAAAAUUAUUACUUUUCUUGUAAUUUUACGUUUAUUAUUAAUUUAUUAUAUUAUUAAUUUGUUAAAAUUGAAUUAUUUUAAAAUUGCGCGCAAAUAAGAAUUAAAAUAUAAAAUGCGAAACUGCUUUCCGCACACACUCGUAAUGUUACGUCAUUGGUUAUUAACCUAUUUCCGGUCAUGGUUGUUUUUAAGACGUAAUGCCUUUAAAAUUUCAAAAUUUGAAUGUAAUAAUUAAGACUUAAAGAAAUUAAAACGAGCGCAGUUAGAAAUUGAUAAUUUAAGCAAUAAUUAUUUCUUAGCCCACUUUGGAAAUGAAGAAAGUUUCUGAUUUCUUUUCGCAUUCAAUCGAUGUUCCGACUGGGACUUUGCCGGUAAGUAAGAAAACCAGACUGAGACUGACUUAAGAAAUAACUGCAGAAGCCAAUGUCACAGAAGAAACCCUAAUGGAACUAUCGGGACCAAAGCCGUCAGUUAUCGUUCUUGGUUCCUAUGUUACUUUUGAACAACUGCAGCCUGCAAAUGUUGAUUGGCCUACCUGCUGGACUUUAGAUCAAAGAAAUUAUUUCCUUCUGAAAUAUGAUUGGCUAUCUAUCCAUAAUGAAAAAAAAAAACUUGGUUGUAUCCCUUACCGAAAAGUUGGCAAUCUCGGAGUCGAGGCAAAGAUGGGAAUGAAGGUAUCGUACGAAUGGGCCGACAAUAAAAUAACUUACUUCGGUACUAAUCGACAACAACAGCUUAUGUCUUUAAGAAAGAAAUUAUUCGAUCAUAAAGAAACUGCGGCAUACAAAGCUGCGCGUAAGAUCCUAACAGAAGCCGAGGCAGCACCUAUUGAGAACGUGUUGUUGAAGGCAUUAACUCGUGAGAAAAUCGUAACUGCAAAGAUUUUUCGUAGAGCAUAUAAAGUAGCCAAAGAAAACCAAUCGUUUCAUAAUUUCGAAUCUGAAAUAGAUUUGCAAGAACUAAACGGAGUUGAGAUGGGCCGUAUUCUUCAUUCAACCUUUGCUUGCAUAAAUGUAGUGAAUCACAUUAGUUGUGAAAUGAGAAAAAAAAAUUGUUACAAGAAAUUGUACAAUAAAACUUCAUUGAUCAUCGACGAAUCAACUACGCUUAGCCAAAAUUCGACUUUAAUUGUGUAUAUUCGGAUUUGUCUUGCAGACAGUGGAAUGACCUCACCAGUAAAUUUAUUCUUGGAUUUGGUAGAACUCGAAAGUGUAACCGCAAAUGGAAUUUUUGCUUCUUUACUACACUGCCUUUAUUUCUAUGGGUUAACAGAAGACUUUCUAAGAAGGAACUUAGUUUCUCUUGCAUGUGAUCGAGCAGCUAUGAUGUUGGGAAGCAAAAGUGGCGUCAAGACAUUGCUAAAAGAAAAGUUUCCAUCGGUUCUGGUUUGGCAUUGUGCAAAUCACCAACUGGAACUCUCCGUUGGUGAUGUCGUAAAACAAGUUUCAGGGAUCAACAGAUUUAAGGUAUUCAUUGAUAAACUGCAUGUAGUUUAUCAUUCUUCACCCAAAAAUUGCAGAGAAUUGCAAAUAUGUGCUCGUUUGUUAAAAGCUGAGUUGUUAAAAAUUGGAAGAAUGUUAAGCACGCGAUGGGUGGCAUCCAGCUUCCGUUCUGUUUUAGCAGUUUGGGAAGAUUAUGAAGUUUUGGUACAACAUUUUGAAGAAGCAAAACUUGACUCUACCAGAGACAAAAAAGAUCAAUGCAUGUAUGAAGGUUUGCAGCGAAAGAUUACUUCUACGGAAUUUGUACUAGACCUCGGAUUGAUGUGCGAUGCGCUCCAAGAAUUGUCAGAGUUAAGUUUGGAUUUGCAAGAGCGCAACAUAGACAACUACAGAGAAGAUAAAAAAAAUCAAGGCUGUUAUACAGAUUUUUGAAGAAAGGCAAAUUAUUCCAAGCCCUUAUUAUAAAAUUGCGGCCACCGCUGUAGAUAGUAACCUUUUCAAAGGAGUUUCACUUCACACCAAAAACUGUACCAGUGAUCCACCAAUUGACGUAAAAGCUUUUUACAAAAAACUACAAGAAUCAAUUGAACAAAGGUUGCUUUCUAGUGAAGAUGCUGAGUUGGCAUAUUGGGCUCGAGUGCUCGAUACAAAGCAAUGGCCGGCCAACAUUGGUACUCACUUAACAUUUGGCGAAACAGAAAUGAGAAACUUGUCAACAAGAUUGCAAUUAAACGAAAGAAUAAUGAUUCGUGGAUUUCGUGAAUAUCUCAUCGAAAAAAAACGUUCCGGAUAAACUACUUCCUUUGAAAAUUGCUCUCAGUACAAUCCCAAUUUCUUCAAGUGAUGCCGAAAGAAGAUUUUCGCAAAUGAAUCUUAUCAUCAACCCGACAAGAAGUUCAUUGAUGACAACAACUGUAUCUUCACUGUUAUUUAUCCCAUUAGUUGGACCACCACUCGUACGUUUUGACCCUACAAGAUACGUUGAUUCAUGGUUGCUUAGAGGCAGACAUUCAGCCACAGAUACCAACAGCAAAGAACGCAGUUGGGAGUAUACGUCAGAUGAGAACUUGAUCAAACUUUGGAAUUUAUGAUGAAUAAUUUAUUCAACAUUAUAUUUCAUUUUUAACAGGGUUCUUUCCUAUAAAACACAAGAGAGCUUAACAAAUUUUUAAAAAAGUAAAUCAAGAAUAACUUGAAUAAGUUGUUAGUUAAAUUUUACAAAUCAUAACAAAUGUAUACGGUAUACUAAUAAAGUAAUAAUAAAACGAUUUAAGUUGGUUAAUUAUAAAAUAAAAUUGUUUUAGACAUUUAGUAUCUUUGCAGAUGUGAUUUAGCUUGCAUCGAGGUGCGAACUGGUAGUUAAAAGUUAGGCAAUCCAUCACUGAGUACCGGCACCUAUUUUUUACAAAAAAAGCACCUUAUAUAUAUAUAUAUAGUAUGGGAGUUGUUACGCAUGCGCAGUUAUGGAAGGCUCCAGAAGUGUCUUACAUUCCGUUCCUACAUAAUAAAUCUUCGUUUCUUGCACGAUCGCAGUGCCUAGGCCAUAUGAUCUCAGGAAUCUUUGAUGGAAUACAUUCAGUCAUUCAGUGUCUGUGCUGACGCUGUCAUAAUAAACAGUAGGAUGACUCUACAAAAUAUACUUUGUGACUUUGUGCUUACCAAAGUUGAUGCUACAGUUAAAGUGGCGACUGUUGGUGGGUUUAAUGUCCCAGCCUAUGUCUGCCGUUAGCAGCCAUAUAUUCUAAGUUUAUACCCCACCCCCUCACCCAUGUGACUGCACACCUCAUUUUUUUUCUUCGUUUUAGCAAAGUCGCAGGCGAUCUCUAAGGCUUGCGAAACAUCGUCAUGAAGUUGGUCGCAGAGGGACGCCUCUGGAAGUCAGCCCUGACACAGAGUCAUCUGACUCUAAGCUUGGCUUGGACGCAUGCAUCGACCUGUCUGACGAACUGUAAGUGCUGCAACAGCUGAGCUCAUGCAUGACGCUAUUGCUUAGCACAGUGGUCGGAAAACUCAUUAGUCAGUGGUCGGAAAACUCAUUAGUCAGUGGUCGGAAAACUCAUUAGUCAGUGGUCGGAAAACUCAUUAGUCAGUGGUCGGAAAACUCAUUAGUCAGUGGUCGGCAAACUAAUUAGUAAGUGGUCGGAAAACUCAUUAGUCAGUGGUCGGAAAAAUCAUUAGCCAGUGGUCGGAAAAAUCAUUAGUCAAAGGAGCCAAAAAAUCAGCAGCAGAAAGAUUUUAAAAAUUUUGAGAGCCAAAUUCCUUUUCAAGAACCUGUCAAGAACCAUGUUUUUUUUUGAGUCAAAACCGAUUGGUGGCCGACUGGCCGAGCCAUACCCAGGUCGCUAAAGGGCCGAAUGCGGCUCGCGAGUCGCGAUAUGCUGACCACUGCAGGCUUGGCAUGAUGUAAAAUGGAGGGGAACAAAUAAUGUAACUGAGAACGACUGCAAUAGAGCGGAAGGUCCAAACAGAGUUAUGGUUUCUAGUUGUGCUGUCUUGUGAUCCUACAUUGUAAUGAAAGUGAACCCACCAACGACGUUCAAAGGACAGUAUAAUCAUUUUACUCGGGUUUCUGGCUUUUCAUCCAACAGACUUGUAGCAAUUAUCUCUUCAAAUCCUUGUACAUCCUUACACCCAAACCUCUGCACCCUUCCAUUUGACUCUAAUUCUCUCACCAUAAUUUCAAAACCUAUAAUUGUGCCAGUACUUGGUCGGCUUGUUAAGCCUUUUUCUUACUGGUGGAGCCACAGUAUAUACAAAUUUAAAUAAAACCUGUAAAUUCAGGGUGGGGGGAAUGCCUCACCCUGCCCUACCCAAAUGACGUCAUUGUAAUCCCUUUCCCAUUAACCCAUGCUAAACCUUGUCACCCCUACCUUCAACCCACCCUAAACCUUGGCCCCAGGGACGUGCUGGCCCAAGACGACGCGACGAGCAUUCGUCAUGGGCCUUUUUGGGCAGUUAUUAUAAUCUCCGGUGUGCGGGUGGGGGGGGGCGGGGUUGCCUCCGGGCCUUUCUUACUACACCGUUCCUCACGGCUUUCCAUGUGCCAGCACGUCCCUGCUUGGCCCCCCUACCUUCAACCCACCCUAAAACUUCCCCCCCCCCUACCUUCAUAUCCAACUCAUACCUGUGAUUUAAUGCUCCCAACUUUCAGAAUUUGUCGCCGAGAACUCCGUCAACCCCAGAAUUCAGCUGAUCAACUGACUACGGCCACCGAGUACUUGCACGUGUACUCCCCACCCACUGACAAAACGACGCCCACCGAGUACCUGCACGUGCACUCCCCACCCACUGACCAAAAACGACACCAGGGCGAGGUCGAGUAAAAAAAAAUUAUUAAAGAUUGCCUCUAAACUAAUUUAACAGGACGAUCGAAAUGAGAAAUAUUAAGUCGUAAACUUCACUUCUAAAUAUGGGAGGCAAUGUUGACAUUACUUUCUUUACAACCUUAAAAAAAGUGGACCUUAAAGAAAAUGGGGUUAAUUUUUUGUUUCAAAGAAAAUAUCAUUACAUAAGUGGGAGGCUGCUUAAAAUAGAGAAUUUAAAAAAGAGCAAGAGAACAAUGUUAAAUUUUUAUUGGUCGGCAACAAUCGCGUCCAGGAAAGUCUGGUUCUAUGAUGUGCAGAAAAAAUUCUAGUGUUGAAUUUCGACAGGUUGAAUUGUGACAGGUUGAAUUGCGACAGAUACUGUAUAAAGUUUUUAGCUUAAGUUUAUUC